AUGUCCGCAACAGGCUUAGAGUUCAUGGAAGUAAGCGCCAAGGGCAUGCAAGCUUACAGAGCACCAUCGCUUCUUCAGCCACACAAGGCUCGUCGGGCGCUCCAAGAUGCGUAUGAGGGGAGGAUUGGCCCCUUGGUUGGCUUCUACUUAGCCUUCCCUACCGUCCCCUCUGCCAGAAUUGCAGCCCAGUUGGGUGCUGACUUUGUCUGGGUGGAUUGGGAACACUCCUCUUGCGGUGUUGAAACCAUGACCAAUGUUGUCCAUGCGAUUCAGGAAGGCAGUGAAGGAAGAAGCAUGGCAUUUGUGAGGUUAGAGUCCUUCGGCUGCGGGUUCGGCUGCAGAAACAAUAAAAAUUCACAUAUUGACAUUUUUGAAAGAGUGCCAGGUCAUGACCAUGCGAACAUUGCUUUUGCCUUAGAUGCAGGGGCUUCAAUCAUCGUCCCGCAGGUCGAUACCGUCGAGCAAGCCGAGCACGUGGCAUCAGCCGCCAAAUUUGGUGUAGCACGAAAAGGGGCCCGUUCGGCUCCUCCCGCCCGCUGGUUACCCGGCUUGAGCGCCAUGACCAUCGAUGCAUCGCGGUCCAUCUGGGAAAACGUCAACGACCAAGCCGCAGUCAUCAUCCAAAUCGAGUCUGAGCUUGGAGUCAAAAAUCUCGAUGCCAUUCUCACCUCGGUAGGGGACCAGAUCGAUGCCGUCUGGAUUGGCACACUCGACUUACGAGUCAGCAUGGGUUUGGAUGGAAUGUGGGGUGAGGAGCCAGAAUUUCAGAAUGCAAUUCGAUUGUAUGAAGAGACUUUGAGAAAGCAUAACAAGCCUAACUCAGGCCAGUCCUUCAAUGAGAACUGGACCUUGGGGGCCAACAAGUCUUUCACAGUUGUCGCUGGGGAUUGGCUAGCCUUCUUAUCCCAGAGGGACACUAUCCAAAGCGCGAGACAAAACCUGCCAGCUUCGGAUAAGCGACAGAAGAGCGCACCUUUAAAGCAGAAUGGGAAUGGCUUAGACGUUGACGUCAAUACUUCUCAAAGUUGA
Penicillium odoratum is the source of this 1029-nucleotide messenger RNA. RefSeq lists its product as uncharacterized. The transcript has 2 exons. Gene Ontology annotation, molecular function: aldehyde-lyase activity. Bases 1 to 1029 code for a protein of 342 amino acids. Gene Ontology annotation, cellular component: cytoplasm. The record is from RefSeq and is a predicted model, not a curated record. Lineage: Eukaryota; Fungi; Ascomycota; Eurotiomycetes; Eurotiales; Aspergillaceae.